Molecule: messenger RNA, 4906 nt
Organism: Dinoponera quadriceps
Lineage: Eukaryota; Metazoa; Arthropoda; Insecta; Hymenoptera; Formicidae
Gene: Metrn
Product: meteorin-like protein
Exons: 3
Coding region: 741-1604 (287 amino acids)
Molecular function (GO): hormone activity
Source: RefSeq, a predicted model, not a curated record
UUCUCCGCUCGGUGGUUGUGACUGGUGCGCUUACAAAGCGAGCGCGCGCUGGUGAACGGCGGCGGCUGGCGUCGCUAUGACGCAUACUUUUCGGUCGCCAUUCGCGGAACACGUCGAGCAGUAUCGCGUCGGAGCGCGUCCCCGCGACCUGCCAAUCGGUGUCCUCGCCAAGACGUCGUAAGGCGCCAGACGAAGAUGACGGGACUCUCGGUGGUUGCGUUCUAAAAACGAGGACAAUCGACGACGCAGCCUGCGUGUGUGCGUGUGCACGCGUGCGCGUGUGUUUACGGUCCUACGUGACGUGUGUUCGAGACCAACCACCGUGCGAGGAAGCACCCUGCGUCUUCCCGCUGCUUCGUGGACACUCGCGCAGCUUCCUUCGCGACGAAUUCGAAAUCAGCAGGCGCACGCCUGGACCCGCGCCUGUAAACCGCUCGUCCUGCUCGGCGAGCGAGCAACAUCUGGAAAGUGCGCUCGAACGUUCCACGAUCGGCUUUUCCCCGGGAAUCUGGGCCUGCUCCGAGAGGGAUCCUUCUUCGGCACACGCGAAGCGGACCUGCGCUAUUCGGUGAUACGCCGCGCGCCCAGGAUCAUCCUUCGUGUACUUAAUUCGGAUGUGGACGAGAGAGACGUUCUUCCUUAUCGCGAUCCCGACUUCCACGGAAGCGCCUUUGAAGAGGCAUUGGAGAUAUGAACGCGUUGUGUAUCGCUUAUUUGCGACGAAUGUGUAAACGUUGAAAAUGUUACACAAGACUAUCACGGCUUUCGCUCUGAUUUUCACCGUUGUGUCCGCCUACGAGCAUACCACUGUGGACCAGUGUGACUGGUCCGGAAGUGGAGGAGGAGAAAAUGGUGGUGUCCGACCGGUGUACCUGCGCUGUGCCCGAGGAACGGUGUCGUGGCGUUAUCCUCGUGGAGCUCUGAGAAUAGUCCUCUCCUUCCCGGUCUCGUCCUCGGAGAACUCUAUCCCUGGCCAUCCUGGUUUCCGUGCUUGCGUCAAGAUCUCCGGGCCAGUACGAGUGUUCCUGGAAGGCAAUGGCAAAUUGAGACCACUGUAUUCUCCAACUGAUGGCAAGCACGAAUUGUCUCAUCGCUGCUUCCGCUCGCGAAAGCACAUGGCUGCGCUCUAUAUGGAAGCGGAGGAUGAUUUUUCCUACAGGAGAGCAAAAGUUCGGCUGCAGUAUGAUUUGGAGCCGAAUUCGUUGAAAGGAGGAGCGCUGCAUCUGCCGGACGAGGAGGAAGAGUGCAGACCUUGUUCCAUGGAGGAACUCGCCAGGGCUUAUUGCCAGAGUGACUUAGUCGCUAGGGGGACCGUCAGCGCGGUUCAACAGCAGCUCGAUCUGGAGGCUGCGGAACUGGUGCUCAGAGUCACUAAAAUUCUACGCCAAGUAGUGCAGGAGACCGAGGGCGAGACGGUGUUGACGAAGAGAAACGUACGAGUGCGGGUCCCGACGGCGUGCGACGCGCGGCACGGCCUCGGUGAAUUCGUGAUAAUGGCGAAGCGACGCCUCGGCGAUCUGAUUUUGGUGUGCGCGCCUCGACUGGAGGCGUGGGCGCAGGCAGUACGGGAGAUGGACACCGCGCCCUGCGUCCUCAACAGCUAGCGGACGUGAUUUUUAAGGUGAUCGCGCAUUGGAAAGCUGCACGACGAGCCACUGCACGCUGAACUGCUGGACAACAAGUACGGCUGCGAUGUUGCGCCAGCGGAGCCGGGGAAUGCACGAAAACCAUUGGCUGGCAAUACUGCGGCGCGACGAACUGCCGAUUCUUUUAUACGAGGAUACACAUCAUCGUGCACACAGGGAACAUCAUUCUUCGUGUACAUAGCGCGCACUGUCCGUCGGACUGUCGAUCUCCAAACUGUGAUAUUAUUGUUGCAUUAAGAGGAACGUGGAAGAGCGCGCGCGCGAGCAGCUGAAAAUUGCUGCUCCAAUACUCGCUCUAGAGAACAAAGACCACAAUAUAUAAAGAAUAUCUCGCGGACGUCGCGCACUUUCCCUCAGCGGACUUGCCCUCGCUCAUCCUUCCUUAUUCGUAGCUCGGUCACCUUCACACGUCGCGAUCGAGUUCAGAGAAUCAAUUGAAAAGGAAUAACGAUAAGUGUCGCGAAGAGAAUCCGAAACCUUUUUCAUCGUCACUUCUUCUCAUCUUCACCCGUUGCUGAGAGAAAGCGCGCGGUGAUCAGGACACCCUAUGUACAUCGAAGUUUCAUGUACACGAGUACAUACGACUCGCUGCGGAGUUGAAUAUAUUUUGUUUUAUAUUGGUUACAGUUAUAUAACAAUUGUACAGAUUUAAUAAAUCGUAAGCGUUUUUUAUAAGUCCCGAUGCCAAUCGGGAUAAACUGUUCUUGUCAGUAUAGCAGAUGAUAUGUGCGAUAUUAAUAAAGAAGUUGGAAAACAAGGAAUUCGUACUUCUCUAUCACUAUUACACGUAUCACGUAUAAAGAAAAUAAUCUCCCGAUAUCAAGCCCGAUAUUUUGAUGAGCUGUAGUAUCAGCCGAAUAUCGGUAGAUAUUGAGAUCUACAAAUCGCGAUUUCUUAUCGUACAACAAUUUCAACAUACGGAGUUCCUCGAUCCGUCCGAGAAAAAAUUCCGACUGGCAAUUUACAAUAAUUUAUUUCUGCAAAAACCGUUACAAUAUACAGCUUUGUAUUUUAACUCUAGAACCACAACGUGAGAUCGACGAUGGUCCAAAUCUUGAACGUAAAACAUCGUCUGAAAAAUUCUUUACAAAAUAUAUUUUCUUUAUUGCAUAAUAAGCUUUAUAUAUAUUAUAUAAUGUCGUUGAACUCAUGAAUCGGCCUUUUCAACGUAAUAUCUCUUACGCUUGUACAAUAAAAAGUCCCCCCCUCCGCCCCUUACGUUUAAGAAUAUUGUGGCUUUUAUCUAACAAAAUCACGUUGUGACUCUAGGAUUGACUUCUAUAUUAGAAUCUCCCUGAGACACGCAAAUACACAACGUUCACACAUAUAUCUUUUUAUAGUAUCAAACAAAAUGACACAGCCCAUAGAUCAAGCAGCCGACUAGUAAGUACGUGCAAAUCGUAUACUCGUUCUCACACGUACGAUCAUACAUAUCCGUGAACGUUUUUAUGCUUUCUUUCGUGUAGAAGUCUACAUCGGUCGUAACAUCAUUCAUUAGGAAAGAAACGUCGUCUACAAAUCGUUAUCAAUCCUCUAUCAAUCAGAUGUUUUUAAUAUUCCAUUAGAAACAUCUAAUUGGCUGCAAAGUCAAGCGAACGUUGUAAAUCAAGUCCGUGUCUACAAUAGAUGUAGUCAACUUUUAAGCUUUUUUUAGCUCUCUAAGCAAUAAAAUAACGCUUAAAUCUUAAAUCUUUGGAAUAGCGCCGGAAACACUUUUUAUUAGAAAUUACGUUACAAUUUAAUCCUCUGAGCAAAAGCCUGAAAGCUUAUUACAUCUAUUACACCUAUUGUAAAUCCGGAUUAAAAGUCCAAAUUACAUACAGAGUUUUACGACGGGUCUGACGGCGACGGCGUUCGAGAAUCGUCGCGACGAACGUUACGAUCGCAUUCACGAACGAUAUCACGAUAGAUGUAGGACUUGAUAUCAUUGAACGAUCAAGAAGCUCACUCGGCGGCCGAUCGAUCAGAGAUGGGGAGUCAAUCUUUCUGCUAUGACAUCCGUUAGAAAGCCAUCCGUAACACAGUCUAUGGAGAUAAAAAUUUACAUAUUUACGUAUCGUACAAAAUUUACGUAUCAUUUAAUCGUUGUAGUCCGCGCGUGGUUAACGUAACACGGCUCCGUAUUCUCAUAUUAUAACGGUUCGUUCGCGCAAAAUCGAUAUCUUAGCUCGCGCUUGCUCGAAACUUUAGUUCCACGCGCUGUUGCAUUUUAUCUUCCCAGAUAAAUCGCACCAACGCCGUAUACAUCACACAUUUCUCCCUCGCGCAUUUCGUCGAGCUACAAUUGCAACGUUUGCUCAUUCGAUCGUUGCUGAUUACAAAAUCAAAUGCUAAAGCGUGAAAAGAGGGCUCUCUACCGCUUCGUGGCUGUUUUUAUUUCGUUUCAUACACAUGAUUCUCAACUACUUGAUGGUUUCGUCGAUCUGACCUGGCUAAAUUUGCCGAUUGUUUGAUUUCAUUGCAAUUCAUUCAAUGACACCCACCCAAUGAUACCCGUGUGUUAACAAUAAAUUAGCAAAAUACACCCUCAUCAGCUGCCGCGUAAUCAAAUGUUUAAUUGAACACGCUCACACAAACGUCGACGCGUAUCUCUUCUCCCUCUGGAAUGACGCGACGGCUGGCACGGGAUCGAUUUCCUAAUAUUUACAAUUGUACAGUUAAACAAUCUGCAGCAAGUUUUGCACUUAACGUUGAUUAAAUCGCUUUACUCCUCUAUCUUUAUCUCUCUCCCCUCGUUCGCUAUAUUUUCUCUUAUAAUAUUCUAAUAAAAACAAUGCUUCACUCGCGUGGCGAGUUUAAUCUCCCCUCCCCCUUCCUCUCUCUUUUUCUCUCUCUUGUUAAUUUUUAUAAAAUGUAAAAAUAAUAUCCGUAAUGUAACUUAUAACGGACGAUAUCACAAUCUUUUUUUUCUUUCUUUCGCGCUCUUUCUCUCUUUCUCUGUCUCUUUCUAUGUUAUACACUCGCGUAAUACGUAACAGGUUGAACGCACUCGGCGGUGUGUAAACAACAUAAUAACGAUAACAUUAAAAAAUCAUAUGUAAAAACAAUUAAAGUUACGUCAUUCUCAUCCACGAGAAGUUCGAAAGUCUCCUCAUUUUCGUUUUCUCUCUCGCAGGCAUUUCUUACGAAAAUUUCGGUAAAUCGUAGUACAUAGGAAAGAAAAACUUCUCCAUUUCUUUCUCUCUCUCUCUCUCUCAACACACACACGAUCGUAUAAAAAUCGUGAUCACAGAAAAGAAUCACAUAAGAAAAAAAAAAAA